Messenger RNA from Limulus polyphemus (Atlantic horseshoe crab), 4611 nucleotides. Its product is annotated as calmodulin-binding transcription activator 2-like. NCBI's taxonomy places the organism in Eukaryota, Metazoa, Arthropoda, Merostomata, Xiphosura, Limulidae. The transcript has 22 exons. Bases 150 to 4205 code for a protein of 1351 amino acids. Gene Ontology annotation, biological process: regulation of transcription by RNA polymerase II. Gene Ontology annotation, cellular component: nucleus. The record is from RefSeq and is a predicted model, not a curated record. Gene Ontology annotation, molecular function: transcription coregulator activity; protein binding; double-stranded DNA binding.
ACCUGGAGACUAUUCCAAAAGUGGAUCAUUUCUCUUCCCAGCGCCAUCGCUGGAAUACUAACGAGGAAAUUGCAGCCAUUUUAAUCAGUUUUGAGAAACAUGAGGAUUGGUUGUCUAAAGAGGUGAAAAUCAGGCCUAAAAGUGGCUCCAUGUUGUUAUACAGUAGAAAACGGGUACGCUAUCGGAGGGAUGGUUACUGUUGGAAGAAACGCAAAGAUGGAAAAACAACAAGAGAAGACCAUAUGAAACUAAAAGUUCAAGGAACAGAGUGUAUUUAUGGAUGUUAUGUGCACUCUGCAAUCCUUCCAACUUUUCAUCGUCGCUGUUAUUGGCUUCUCCAGAAUCCUGACAUUGUGCUUGUUCAUUAUCUGAAUGUCCCCUAUAGUGAUGACAACAAAAUCCUCAUUUCUCCCAGUCUCAGCUACUGUGCUGAUAAAAAAGAAUGGACAAAGGAGGAGCUAGUUUCCCAGCUAAAACCCAUGUUUUAUAGUGAGAAUGAACCAGAUUUAAAUAAUGAAUUAGAAAUUUCACAAACAGCAGAAACUGUGGAAGCCAUUGUCCAACAGCUUAUGGAGAAGCAGCGAGCCAAGAUGGCUGUCCGAACACAUGAAUGUGUGUGUGACACAACAACUCCAUCCAAGUCACCUGUUCCUACAGGGUCAGUAUCAGGAGGAAGUAAAAAAUGUAGUCAUACUUUACAUCGGAUUAUCUCACCCAAGACCCAGGCUGCAGCAGCAGCUGCUGCAUCUAGCAUUGGUACUGUGGCUGCUACUGUAGCUUCAACAACAUCAGUUCAGACUUCUAUUUCUCAAACAAUUAGUCAGAAAACAGUAACCAAUAUCAUUCAAUCUACAACAACAGUUAGUAGUUCUACAACUUCUCAGCGAUCAAGUGGGGUGAUCUUGGCCAUGCCUUGCAGAUCUCUCGUACAGGAUGGCUCUUCUCGAGAAGCCAAUCUCCCUGUAGCUUCAGGUGUCAACAGUACUACCACAUCUCUGAUUUUAAACCUUUCUCAGCUUCAGGGAGGUGGAGGUCUGUUGAUUUUGAACAGUGCAGCAGCAGGUAUGGGGUUGAACUCAACUUCCUUGACUCCUGUGACACUGCUGUGUGGACAGAAUGCGGGUACUGCUUUUCUUACCACAACAACUGCUACUGCUCAGAACUCAAACUCCAUGGAAACCUCAGACUCUUCAUCAACAUCAACUCCUAAACACAUAAACUUAGGUAUGAAACAUAAUUCUGUCAAAUUGGACAACUCCUUAAAGAGUGAAGAGAUGGACUUUGGAUCAAAUGUUUCUAUUCAGAAAGACCCAAAUCUAAGUCGGGCUAUUCAUGAUUUUACCCUUGAUCCUGAAGGAAGCCUAACUCUGCUACAAGAUCUUCAAAAAGAAUCAUCUUCAAAUCUACUUUCCAGUUCUCCACCAUUAAUCAGUGCAGAUUCCUCUCCAGUUUUAAUUAAAACUGAACCUAUUAACCAAUCAGACAUGGUAGUGGACUUAAAUCCCAUGGACUUUAUUGAUAAUGAUCUUUCAACCCCUGAUGAUGAGGUCUUUAAUCUUGAUACGUUUGACAUGCUUACUGACUUACCAAACCUAGAUGACCUUCAUUCUGACCUGGUGUCCAGUAGUGGUUUAUGUGGACAUAGUAGCACCUCUUCUGGUACAAAUCUUCUUGCAGUUUCUGUAUCUAAAAGUCAUCACCAUGGUUCUCAAGAUUACCAACACACAUCACAGCACAUCACUGAUUAUUGUCCUCAUUGGUCUUAUACAGAAGGUGGAGUGAAGGUGUUGAUCACAGGACCAUGGGAUUCAGCUAGUUCUGUGUAUACAGCUUUGUUUGAUGGAGUCAGUGUCCCCACAACAUUGGUACAGAAUGGUGUACUACGCUGCUUUUGCCCUGCUCAUGAAGCUGGAUUAGUGACUUUACAAGUAGCCUGUCAAGGGUUUGUAGUUUCCAACUCGGUGACAUUUGAAUAUCAUAAGAGAAGUAUGAUGUAUGUCAUCAAUGAACAGGACUGGUUUUUUGUAGAUGAAAGCGUGUUAAAGUUUUCCUUAUUGGAACGGUUGGAAAUGAUGGAGACAAGAAUGUCAUUUCAACCACAUGAGUUAUCAGUUUAUCCUGUUGGAAUUAUCACUCAAGCGGACUGCAGUGAAAAACAAAGAAGCUUUGAAGACAGAUUAGUUGUUUUGUGUCAACGGCUUCUUGGUGGAAGUUGGAUCCAUGGGAAUGACACUAAUGCUCUAGAAGCCACUUCUCGGUCUGAUCUCACUUUACUUCAUUUGGCAGCAGCUCUUGGUUACAGUCGACUUGUCUGUACCUUACUACAUUGGAGAACUGAGAACCCAUCACUUAUUCUUGAGUCUGAAGUUGAUGCUCUUAGUCGAGACAAAAACAAAUGUACACCUCUAUUGUGGGCCUGUGCUAAGGGUCACAAAGAAGUUGCAUUAUUGUUGUACCAAUGGAAUUCACUAGCACUCAAGAUUCAGGACAGUAGUGGUAGUGACCCUUUAACUGUGGCCAAACAAAAGGGCCACAUUGAGCUAGCAGAUCAAAUAGAACACUUAGAACAAGCUAGACAUUCCCACGAUAGCACACCAGAGUUCAGCCCUGAACAGCAUUCUGUUGUGGAAAAUCAUUCCAAAGCCACAAAUUUUAACUUCUCUACUAGCCCAACUCUGAAUGAAUCAUCACCAAUAAGUACCAGCCCUGGUUUAACACUUUACUCAUCUCUGUCAUUACCUGUCCUGAGUCCUUUAUCAACUGGCAAAUCUUCUAAUCAAUAUGAUGCCUUGACAAAACAGUCUUCUACAGAUGGUUGUUCCAAUGUCCCAAUAAUGACUUCAGCUGAGAUUAUGUCUAAAUCAACAAUGUGUAAUAAGGAAACUUACAAAACACCACAGUUACCUUGCACUGAUCGGAGUUUAUCUUUACCACUAACUAGUUCACCUAUUUUGAUCACGUCUACGAUUACAGAAGAAAGCUGUAUUUCUUCACCUGGUAUAAUUGAUACAGGUGAUACAUUGUCUAAUAAUGAGAGUCCUUACGUUGAUGUUGUUGGUAUUUCUGAUGAGGAGCAUGACAGCCAGGUUGAUGUAGUAACUACUGGAACUACUACUUCAAGUUGUCAGCAAAGUUACAUCAGUUGUGAUCUCAAUAUGGGUGAUACAAACAAUCAGGUAUUAAGUCUGGCUGAGAAAAUCAUUGCUGCCAUGCCUGACCGCAUCAAAGCCUCUUCCACAUCAAACAAUAGGGAACUCACAGGCUUGAUGGAAUUGGAGAGUGAAAUGAAUUUGCUGCCAAAAGGUGAAGGACUUGGUGAGAAUCACACCACUCAAGACAGACUUUCUUUGGAGAUGUGUCCCGUGGAUGAACCUCCUCCUCCUUUACUCAGUGAAGAAUUUAAUUUUGAGUUCAGUGACCAUAAUUAUAGAUACUGUGAUGUUGGUACUCCAGCUUCUUCCUUAAGUCCUACAUCUUCAUGUCUUCCAAGUCCAGCAAGUUUCACUGUGGAAUCCUGCUCACCACCACCCACCACUGCAGACUUCUGUGAAUUUUUCCAAGCCUCUGGUAAAAUAAUGGAGAGAGAUUUUUCAAACUUAACAUUGUCAGAUCGAGAACAAAGAGAACUUUAUGAAGCAGCCAAAAUCAUUCAGAAAGCAUACCGCUCUUAUAAAGGUCGGAAACGUCAAGAAGAACAAGAAAAAGAAAAAGUAGCAGCAGUUCUAAUUCAGAGUUAUUAUCGUAGGUACAAACAGUAUUUGUACUACAAGCAAAUGACAAAAGCAGCACAGGUAAUACAAAACCAAUACCGUAAUUACUGUGAACACAAACGGUUCAAGAAAAGCGUAGAAGGAGAAAUCUCAGCAGGCUGCAAAACAUCCACUUUUGGCCAUCAGGGAACAUCAAGCCCUAAUCUUCAGUCUUUCUACCGAACUGUGGGAGAGGGAGAUAGCAAAUGGCCAAAUUCAAGCCGUGAAGGAACUCCAACUUCGGCUGUUAAGCGAACCUAUUCCCAGAGAAGACAACAUCAAGCUGCAAGGAAAAUUCAACAGUUUAUGAGACAAUCCAAAAAUAACGUGUGGGACUUGCUGCAUGGGAGAGCGAUUACAGAAAGAACGUGCAUUAGCUGCAGAAAAAGAGAAGCUACAGGGGGAAGCAGCGGGCCAGCAGCUACGGCUCCCAAAAUCUCGGGAACAGCUUUCUAACUCAAGCCAUAAAGAGUCACAAAGAGAAAACCAUUGUAAAGAUUCUAGCUAAAACUGCAAGGAAUUGUCAAGAAUAGUCCAAUAUCUGGUUUUCAACUGUUUGUGAGACACUUUUGAUGGAUGCCUGAUGAAAGACGAGCACGUGUGACAAGAAGAGAAUAAUGCUUCUCUGUCAUUAGAGAAUAUUGUAUGACAAAUGUUAAGAGUGACAUUACAAUAUAUUACUCAUUUCUGUAAGCUCCCCAGUAACUAAGCUGUAGGGAGUUUUUCUAUUUGCUCACUACUUUUCAAUCUUUUUCCUUUCCUUUUAUCAGAUCUCACCAACCAAUUAUAUCAUACAGAAAUCAUCAUCUUUCAGGCUUUGAAUGAUAUGAAUAUAAAAAAUAAGAAUCCUAAUUACAAAUCA